AUGAGUUUCUUCUUCGGCGGAGAUAAACGAACUCCUUAUGAAAUAGCUAAAGAUCAGACAAGAGCUAUUAGCACACAAAUUCGACAGGAAAAACGACUAAUAGACCGACAAAUUAACCAAUGUGAACGAGAAAUACAACGUCUUUCAAAGGACAUUCGUAAGCAUGCUUCAAAUAAUAAUAGAGAAGCUCUUCGAAUACUAGCGAAAGGUAUUGUUAGAGUAAAACAUAACAAAAGUCAAUUAUAUUCAGCAAACGCGAAUCUUGAUACAAUCGAAAAUGCUGUUAGAACUCAAUUAACAAACGUAAAAUUAACUGGAAUCAUGCAAAGAAGUGCUGAUGUAACACGUUCAAUGUCAGAAUUAAUAAAAGUAGAACAAUUUCAAUCAAUAUCUGAACAAUUUUCAAAAGAAUUAAUUAAAAUGGGUAUUAUGAAUGAGAUGACCAGUGAAGUUAUUGAUACUGCUCUCGAUGAUAACAAUAUCGAAGAAGAAAUCGACAACGAAGUCGAAAAAUUUUUAAAUGAAAUUUUUAUGGACAAAGUUGAAUAUCCAGAUGUACCGGUUAAUCAAACGAUAAUCGAAACAGUUGAUGCUGAUAAUGAAGAAGCUAACUUGGAACAACGUUUGCAAGCAUUGAGAAGUUAA
Molecule: messenger RNA, 645 nt
Organism: Rotaria socialis
Lineage: Eukaryota; Metazoa; Rotifera; Eurotatoria; Philodinida; Philodinidae
Source: the annotation of a GenBank genome assembly